Molecule: messenger RNA, 1871 nt
Organism: Paramecium primaurelia
Lineage: Eukaryota; Ciliophora; Oligohymenophorea; Peniculida; Parameciidae
Source: the annotation of a GenBank genome assembly
AUGAUAAAGAAGAAAAUUUCAAAAUUUACUCCAUUUGAUAGGGUAUUGGAUGGAUUAGAAUAGGAAGAACUUAUAGAUGAAGAUGUUAAUAUGAAAAUCAUAAAAGUGUAUAAUCGAAAGAAAAAUAAUAAAAUGUUUCUAUUGGAAAGAUUAAUCUCAAAUGAAAAAGAACAUUUAAAAUACAUAGAAGAAAUACAUAAAUAUGAAAUAAUUAAUUCUGAUGGAUUAUUAUGCAUAGACAAAUGGGUUUAUAUUAAUUAAUAAUAACUAGACAUAUGACAUGUUAAUUGAUUAAAAUUUAAAUAAAUUAUACAAAUUUAUUUUAGUGUUUGAUACCUAUUCAUAGAAUUUAAAUUAAUAUCUAGAGAACAUUUAAGUAAUGUAUAUUAAAUAAAUUUAGUCUAAGAAAAUUCAAUUACUAAAAGAAGAUAUUGUUGUAUUCUUUAGGGCAAUUAUCUUGUCAAUAAAUUAUUUGCAAUAAUAAUAAAUUAUAACCUUUAAUCCUGUGACAAUGUCUUGCAUUUUGAUUUGCUCAGAUACAUGUAUGAAAUUUAAUUGUAUUCCAAUAUUAUUAACUUAACAUGCCCUAGAAAAAGCAAAAAAGGAAAGUUUACUUUAUUAAGCACCUGAAUAAGUAAAGGAUUCUAAAAAUAUAAAUCAUAUCUACUCUUAAGCAAUAUAUUCUUUAGGACUUAUAUUUAUAUAGCUAUUUUUAUUAAGACAUAUAGAUUAAUUAAGGAAAUAUGAAGAUAUUAAAUAAAGUAUCAAAGAAAUUUAAAUGAAAUAUGGAGACACUUAUAAAUCUUAUUUAGAAAGUAUGGUUGAAUAAGAUCCAAAUAAAAGAAUAAAGAUAUAAGAUUUAUGCCAAUUAUUAUCCAUUUAAGAACCUCAAAAGUUAAUUAAGGACAAUUUAAAAAUUACAUUUUCAGAGACUUUUGAAUAUUAUCGUAAGUAAUAUUCUAUAUUGAAUGUACCUGAACCUCGAUCUAUUGCAUAUGGAAUUCCUUGGAGUAGAAAUAUUUUAUAAUCAAAUUUAUUUAAUAUGAAAAAUUACUUUCUAGAAUUAUUAGAUCUUUCUUAAUCAUAAUAAAUAUCAGAAUAAGCUGUGACUAUAAUAUUUUAAUAGUUUAGAGUAUUUGUUAUAGGAGGAAUGAAUUGUCAUUUAGUUUAUGAAUUAGAUGAUGAAAUACCAGCUCUAAAGGAAGUAACAUCAAUUCCAUAAAGUAAUACAAAUAGAUGGGGUUUUGGAUAUGUUAUAUGUAAAUGAAUUAGUAUAUAUUAGAGAAAAUAAUUAAUUGUUGUAUAUUUGUUCUGGAUAUAGCGAUUAAGUAUUGACAGCUAAUACAUUUUGUUAUAAUAUUUAAACUUAAAAGUGGAUGAAAUUAAGUGAUUGCUAAAAACCAGGAAUAGGUUGUACAUUAGUUUGUUAUAAUAAUUCAAGUAUUUUCAAAUAUGGUGGAAUUGAAAUCAAUAAUAAACCUCUUAAUUGUGUAGAAGAAUUUAAAAAUAAUGAAUGGUAAAUAAUAAAUUUUAAAAAACCACACUUUAUAUUACCAAACUUUAGUUUUGCAUAAUAGGUAAAUCCAACAUAGAUUUUUAUUGUUGGAGGAUAUUGUGAUAAAGUGCCUAAUACAAAGGUUAUAGUAAUGAAUAUUGAUACAUAAGCUCAUCUUAUAGAUUCAAGAAAAGAUUAUACAUAUGUUGAAUUUAUAGUAAAUGAAUUUUUAGAUUAUGGAAAAUAUGGCCCAGUAGAAGCAAUGCAAAUAAGCAACAAUUAGUUAUUUUUGUUAUAAAAAAGAAAUGAAAAGCACUAAUAUUUAACUGUAUAAGAUUAAGCUGAAUUUGUAGAGUUACGAAAGAUUCAUAUCUGA